ACUUGGAAGGGCCGCGCACGCGUGGAGAAGCGCAUAUGAGAGCGACUGGGCACGAAGAAAGCGCGGCCAGGAAAGACUACAGUGCUGAGCACGUCGACAUGAGGCUCCGAUUAGCGCUCGUCUGUGUCACCGUCCUGGGAUACGUCGGCGCUGAGGACAAGGACUGUCCCAAACUUGACUGCAAAAAAGAAGGCAACAACUGCACCGUCGUCCGAGACGACGGCAGUCAGUGCGGGCGCUGCUCCUGCAGAGGCAAGCAAAGCAGCAGUUCAGAUUCGAAGCCAGAGGGUGAGUCGGGGAGUGAGCCCUCCGGCGAGGACACUAGGAACUCCAGCACCGCGGCUGCAGUCGCCGAGAACACGAGUGAGAACAAGCCGGAGGCAGCUUCCAAAACGGACGACAAGUCUCACUCCAAACCUGACGGGGCUGCUCAGAGCAGCGAAGGCGCAGGUGUCGCAGCUAGCAGCGACCACAGUCCCUGCGACAGCUGUCCCGAGCACUGCAUGAUAACCAUGUAUAGGGGCAAGUGCACCGGGUGCGUUUUAGUGGACGACGCCGAGAGAGAGUGCCACUGACGUUUCCAUUCGUGCUGUCGCAAUCCGAUUUGCGCUACAUCCGACUCUCAUGUGUGCGUACAUUCCUGCUCACGCGCUGUGAAUAGCGACGAAAUAAACACGGUUCCGAUGAA
Dermacentor andersoni is the source of this 688-nucleotide messenger RNA. NCBI's taxonomy places the organism in Eukaryota, Metazoa, Arthropoda, Arachnida, Ixodida, Ixodidae. The record is from RefSeq and is a predicted model, not a curated record.